Diaporthe amygdali is the source of this 780-nucleotide messenger RNA. RefSeq lists its product as uncharacterized. The record is from RefSeq and is a predicted model, not a curated record. Gene Ontology annotation, molecular function: ATP binding; ribosomal protein S6 kinase activity. Lineage: Eukaryota; Fungi; Ascomycota; Sordariomycetes; Diaporthales; Diaporthaceae. Bases 1 to 780 code for a protein of 259 amino acids. The transcript has a single exon. Gene Ontology annotation, biological process: protein phosphorylation.
AUGAGCAGUGCCGAGGAUGAACCGUGGCCACCGGUACCUCCGGAUAUGUCAUAUGAUUACAUGGCAGCGAAUGGACUCCUUGAAGAUCCAUGUCGCCCCUUUAUUGUCCAUCAGCACCAACUGUACAAAACCAAAGACGGCACCAAAGUAUAUAAGAUGGGCGGGGAACAGCGAGAGUAUAACCUCCAUAGAGCUGCCGGGGACUGUGCGAUCAAGACUCACGGGAGAGUACUUUCCAAGAUGCCCUUGAAUGGAAUGAUAGAUUAUGAUGGCUAUUUCAUGGACCUAGCAACUCCGCUCUCACACGCCACGACUACACCCACGCAGCGCAAGCAUAUCAUGCCAGAGAUGGUCAAGGUUAUUGAGGCGCUACAUAACAAACACAUUAUACAUGGCGACGUGAAGCUUGAGAACAUGCUCCUAGACACAGAAGGCCACGUGAAACUGUGUGACUUCGAGGAAGGGCUCUUUGAGGACGAAGAUGAGGAGAUCUGGGAAGGCAACGUGACGUGGCACUAUGUCUCGCCAAACAGGAGACGCAGGGAGGACGAUUUGGGCCGUGAUGCGCCUCCGAGGAAAGAGGACGACUUGUUUGGUCUGGGUCUGAGCAUCUGGUCACUUUACACAGGCCAAGUUCCGUUCGAGGAAAUCGCCCAGGACGACCUCGCGCUUAGAGAGGUUCUUUUACGAGGGGAAACUGUCGAUGUUGACUUGAUUGACGAGGGAGAGAUCAGGGAUAUUGUGAAGGGGUACCUGAGACAAGGGGGCGCUCGCAUUUAG